This is a messenger RNA of Stegodyphus dumicola, 4241 nucleotides long. RefSeq lists its product as uncharacterized. The record is from RefSeq and is a predicted model, not a curated record. Lineage: Eukaryota; Metazoa; Arthropoda; Arachnida; Araneae; Eresidae.
CCUCACCGCAGGUACAAGGUGUCUUGCUGAGCAGCGGCUUUUAUGCGCCGUUGAAUGCGACGAUUGCCGAAGCAGAUUCCUCCACCAAGGAUUCAAGGAUUUUUACUGCUCCUUAAUUUAACGCUAUUUUUUAUUCUGAGCAUCGCUAAAGGGUUGCAUUAAAUAUGCUACAUUUGGAGGUGCGGUGUUCCAGACUUUAGCAUUUUUUCUGCUUUAGUUUUCUUCAAAGUGUUUUUGCAUAUUUUAUUCACGGCAGGAGGAGAUUUCAAGGAGACAGUCAUUUUUUUUAUAUAAUUUCUUUACAGUAAGAAUAAGCCAUCACGUUGGUGCAGUUUGUUACAUUGCUUAACAUAAGAAUUUAACUCGAAUACUUUGGCAACAAGUAUUUUCUUUGACUUCUGAUAACAUCCUACUACACCUUCUCACUAUCAAAUUUUAAAAAGUUACCUGUUUCGUGUUCUGAAUGCUCUAACCUGCCUCAUAAAGCAGACAGUUCAAACUUUUACGGCUUUGAAAAAUCUUUAACUGUAGCACAAAAAUUUGAUAAAAUCGCAAGUAAAAUUUUCUACCCGAUUAAUUACUUUGUUGACAUCUCAUGAGAAAAUAAAUUCAAUAAGUAAGUAUUCUGAACCGCUCCCAAGUCUGCGCUUGGUAAUGGACCUUGAAAAAUAAACUUGUUUUUUCGCAGAUAAGAAGUGGCAACAAGUAGCAGUCCUUUUCUAUUAACAAGCAGGACAUUAAAGAAAAACCAAUUAAUCAAGCAAGUAGGACUUUAACCUCGUCAAGGGUUUUAAAAGAAACCAACGAUCUUCUAACAAUCAUUUGACCAACGAUUGAGACAUCAAAUACAUACGAAGAUUCUCAGUGUUUUGGAUUUUUGGAUUUACGAUAUCGUAAAUGGGUUUGUGAUUUUUUUGUUAUUCUACAGUGUUGGCAGACUUCAAACUUCUAGCAUACUCAAAAAAUAUUUUACAGAGGAUAUUUUUUGUGAGCAGUUUUUGCUUACUUUUAUUAAACUCUUCAUGGUUUCGAAGACUAUGAUUUUAAAUUGCUUCACUUUUCUGCGGAUUGCGGAAACCAAGUAACGUACCAGAUGGUGUUCUCUGAAAAGAGAUGACUAAUAUCUUCCUAUGUAUGCCAGAUGUACGCCAUCUUCGAGGAAGUUGUCGGGCCACAGCCAGCAGUCACCUUCUCUGCCGCGAAAGAUACACAAAACCCAGAAGACGAAGAUCAAGGAAUCGUUGUGACCUCUGCCGACCAACAAUCCGCGGCCGACCCAGAAAAUUCUGAGAAUACUUCCCAGUAUGGAGCGGGGCGGACGCGACCUAAGAGAUCCCCAGCUAAGCAACGAGUCUAUGGAUCCUCUUCCUAUCAUCACAGGCAUUCAGCUACCUUACCACGAAGCAGCAGACGACGCCUCCAACCAUCGUCGACAGCAAUACCGAACGACAGCGAAGACACAUCAUCAUCGACCUCCUCGUCCAAUCCGCUGCUGGACACGAUUAGUGUCCUAGCUUACGAUCCUCCGGAUGAUUCCGACGACUAUUAUGAUUUGACGAGUGUAGUCUAUGGCCAGUGUAGAGGCGCAUCUAAGAGUGAAGGCGAAAAACACAGCAAGACUAGCGCAGGCGUCACAGUUGAAGGAGAUCGUGACUCUAUUGGUUAUGCGGGAUCUAGUUCCAUCGAUAGCGGCUAUAAAAGUUUUUGUCCUACACCAGAAAUUCCAGACUCUUCGAUUUAUGGACCAGAAGACUUGUGUAAUCGAACUCACCCCUAUUCUGGGUUUUACACGGAUUCGUCCGUUUCUCAGGGUCGGAGUAGUAAACCUCGAAUUAUGAUGGGCACUAAAGUCAUUAACAGGCAAGGGCAAGUGUCACCUUCACCGCUCAGAGAAUCUCCAGUGUCCAGGAGAUCAGAUUCAAGCCUAUACGAUGUGAAUCUGGAUCACCUCAUGUACCUUAGGCAAUCACUGUUAAGCGCGAUUCAGAAGUGUGAGUCUUCAAAAUCAGAUUCCACUCCGUCUGCUAAGCAAAGCAGGCGAGACAGCACUCAGGCGGACAAAUACGUGAAUGGUAAUCUUGUGGAGGACCAACGUUAUACAGAUAAUCCUACUGCGAAAUGUGCACCACCGAGUUACCAAAAAACGGUUCGUUUUAACACAGAUGUGAAAGUCUCUACUGUGAACUCGUCCCAGCCGGCCAGCGAGAGUUCGGAUGCCAAUUCUUCUCGGACAGUUGACUCCUCUGGUGAGGCGAAUAAAAUACAAUCUAAGUCCAUUCUUAAAGAUCCAUUGUGUGCGAAUCUUCGGUCGCAGUUGGAAGCUGGUUCUUCGGACUGCACACUGGAGGAAGAGAUCGAUUCUCUUCUGUAUGGAAGAGCUGAAUUUUACGAUUUGGAAAGCGUCGAUGACUUUCCGUGCAGCUAUGUAACCAUGAUCGAAGAGAAAUAUCGAAGUGGAAAACCCAGCUUAGCCAAAGUUAGGAGACUUAAAGGCGGAAAGACACAAGAGCAAACAACAAAAGUGGGACAGGCAGCAGAUUGUGGAACUGUAUCCUCCAGUGGAGUACCAGCUGAAGAAGAUUCUAGGCAGCAGAAGUCAUCGAAAGAAACUUCAACCACCGUAUCCAUCAGCAAAACUGCGAAAUGUCGUUUCACUGAAGUUGCUCGGUGUAUGCUGGAAAUAAUUGAAGACUUGCAAAUGAAGAAAUUGCAACCAGAUGCUGGAAAAGAAGGAGCAGAUUCAUCGACUGAAACUCAAAAACUCGAAUCUUCAUGUUCGGACGAUAAAAUACCAGACUCUAGUGCCAGUGCAGAUCCAAAAUCUAGCACUGAGUGCUAUACAACAGCAGCGGAAUACCAUGUUUAUGAGGAAAUCGCUUAUGAUUUCUUAACAAAUGGUACUGUACCUCUGCCUCCAAAGCGGCAAGAGAUGCCACCACCUUUGCCAGCUCGACCCACUAUUAUAUUCUCCAAAUCGGAGCAACAAGUCGCUCAACAAGUGCGCUGUCGUGUGCCAUCUCCACCAUCUAGAAAAGGACGCUGUCCUUUACGCAGGAAUCUGCAACAAACCUCUGACAGUUCUUCUGAAGAAGUCAGAAAUAGACCAAAGCAGAGGGGAAACUUAUAUUGUCUUUUCGCUGAUCGUGCAGAACGUAGAAAUAUCUCCAGAUCUUUGGAAAGAGAGUGGCGAGUGACUGGAAAUUCGGACAAUCAAGAUGAUGAUUAUGGCUUUAAGAAAGAGUUUCCAUCUAUUUGAUCGAAACUAAAAUAUAGAACCUGACACAGGAGUGAACAAAAUGCGGGUAUGAUUUAAGAAAAAAAUAUCAUCAACAGAAACAAUUUUUAAUCAUUUCCGGUGUCCUUACUGCCACAUUUCACUUCUGGACGCUGUACAUACUUCAUGAGGACAUCUCUUCCACUUACAGGCGUGUCAUAAAUUACCAGAAUAGUACAAAGGACUUACUGAUCGGAUUAAAAAAUGAAAAUUAUUUGCAUUCCGCUGUACUAUAAAUAUUAUAUAUGGUAUAUGAAAUGAAAGCGAUCUCUGAAAGAUACUUGAAAAUAUUAACCACCAAUUUAUUACCUUUCUUAUUACCAAUUAGAAAUGUUUUAUCUAUUUGUGAGAAAGAAAUUAUUCAUUUCUUUUUUAUCUUUAAACAAACUAAUGGAGAAAUUCUAAAAUUUGAUUACUUUUUUAUCAUAUCUUGAGAAUGUAAAAGUGCAUUGUUUUUUAGAAAAAAUUGUGAAAUAUUUAUACUAAGCUAAAAUUUUGAGUGGAAGAAAAACAUAUUUUUGUAAAAGUUUCCAGCUAUAUGGCUAUUAAAAUACCAAGUGAUUAUGUUGAAAUAUAUGAUCAUAUCAAUCCUAAUUGCAUAUGUUCAAAAAUAUUUAUAUUUAAAUAGAUGUAUUUUAAAAGAGCAAAUUCAGUUAAUUGAAAUUAUAAGCAAACAGUUAUCAGAAGAUUGAGUUAGAUAUUUAUUUACUUUUAAACAGUUACUUGUACAUUAUUGCCAAAUACUUCCAUAUAUUUGUUCUCUUGCAUGAAUUUAAAUUACCAUUAUUCUUAUGUUCUGUAGCCAUAUAAAAAUGAAUAUAAUACCUCUUCGCUUUUGAAUAGAUAGCUUAAGUGUAUUUGUUAUAAAGUAAAAGACAAAUUUUCCAUGAAUUUGUUGAUAAAUUAUUAUUUGUAGGACUGUAAGAUUUUAGUAGCUUACAAGAAAAUUAAAGAUAUUAAAAAUGUA